This is a messenger RNA of Sphaerulina musiva SO2202, 2065 nucleotides long. RefSeq lists its product as uncharacterized. Gene Ontology annotation, cellular component: site of double-strand break. The transcript has a single exon. The record is from RefSeq and is a predicted model, not a curated record. NCBI's taxonomy places the organism in Eukaryota, Fungi, Ascomycota, Dothideomycetes, Mycosphaerellales, Mycosphaerellaceae. Bases 17 to 1930 code for a protein of 637 amino acids.
AUGGAAGCGAUACGGGAUGAAUUCUCUGCACGACACGCACGAGUUGGGCGCAAACGAGAAUGAGCCGCACCUUGACACACCAGCGGAUGACCGGGCUGCAAUGGUCCAGAAUGGCAAGCACGAGGCGGACGCAGGGCGCGAUGUUUCCAUGGUCCCUACUACACCACGGCGACCACCCGACCUGGUCUCACGCUUGACCUUGCAACUUCCACCACCGACGUCUGCUGUCUCGCUGCCUCCAGUGCCACCGCACUCGCCUGCCAUUCCGCGACACUCUCGCGGUCUGGACUUCAGUCGCGCGUGUACCACCCUACACCACUCCACGCUGGCCGAGAGCAGUCCCGACUCUUCGCCGGUCAUCUCGCACAAGGCCAUGCCCAUACCUGCGCGCCGGCUGUCAUCUGGCGCCAUGGCUCUUGACUCACCCAGUCUCGCAGCGUUUGGCUCGACGCCGUGGGGCUCUCUUGCUCAGGCGCAUGAGAAGAGUACUGUGGGCAGCUCGGUAGGCAGCGCACACAUGAUGGGUUCGGGCAGUGAAACCUCGGAGAGUGAUGGCGACGCAAGCAUGGGUGGAGAUGAGGUCGAAGAUCCAGCAUUCUCCACGCCACAGGUGCACAAACUGCAGAAUGCCUUCGCACCAACGCCUUUCCAGCAGUCGACCUAUACCCCUCUGACGCCAACUGCUCCAACCUGGGGAACUGGCAGUCACUUCUCGCCAGCUCAAGCUUCUCUGCUCAAAACCAUCAGACGUACGCGAUUGCAUAAGACUGUCAAAGGUAGGAGCCGAAAAAGCUCCAGCAGUGCCAGUGGAAGUGGGUACAACUCGGUAGCAUCACCUCGUAACAUUUCGCCACCACCCAUGAGCAGUAUAGAGACAACUGGUAGUGGGAAUUUCUUGAAUAUGACGAAUGCCGCGCGGAGUCGACGUGAAAGCCUGGCCAUGGGCACUGAUGGCCUCCAGCUCUCUAGCGGCAACGACAGUGGAGACGAGGCAACCUCCACUGCGCCUGCAACCCCGGGUGUGGUCCGUCGACCAGUAGUACGUCGAGGCAAUCUCUUGCCUAAGACCAAGGGCUUUGCCCGUAUUCGAGCGGCUCUCAUCGAAGAGGCAGCUCCAGUUGAUUCUGAGUCGAGGCGAGAAGCUGAAACAAUUCGACAGGUACGCGAGCGUGACAACAGCGUUGGCGAGCUGGAUGGGCAUCACGACCGACCUUUGAGCUCAACGGCAGCUUCGUCGCCAAACCUACUUCCAGCUGUGCCCGAGUGCGCACAGGAAGAUUUUGGUCGAGACCUGGACAGCGAUACAACCAGCACUCGAUGGUUGGGACUAGGUGCAACCUUUUCUGAUCAUGCGAGCCGAAACAGCGGUGGGUUGGAGUACUGGCAACGAUUUGAUCCAUUAACGCGCACCCCGCCACCCGUGAUGUUCAACAGGCAGAGCAGCAGCGCCAUGUCGGACACGAAUAUGGACUCACCCUUUGGGGAUUUCACCACAUGGCGUCGUCCACGGGCGCGCUCGUCUGCUUCUGAUGCUUCAGAAGCGAUUCUGUCGAACAGCGCCGGUGUGGCAGGCGCGGUGCUCAGCGAUGAUAUGCACCUUCAAAAGUUCAAGAAGCGACCACGCGAAGACGACUUCGACAUUGGAACCAUCAAACGCCGAGCUGUAUCGCCAGGAAUGAGCACUGCGCAGAACAGCCCUGUGCUAACCAACUCGCCCUCGACCCGCGAUGGCAGUGCUGGCUGGGGUCAACCGCCGGAGAAGACGCACAAAACGGCCUCUGUCAGCAGUGAAUCAGGAACUCUAGCCCAAGGCGCUCGAGGCGGCGUUGGAGGAGGUGGCACAGGCAACUUGGUCAGCCAGGGCAAGAAGCUGGGUUUGCAGCCCAUGGCUGACACCAGAGAUGAGCUCAUGAAAAUGAGCAUCGAGUGAAGGCUGCGUCAUGCACACACACACUUGGAACAUGCAUGCAUGCCCGCGGGUUAGGAGGUUCAUCGAACAGUUUGGCUGUAUGGCUGCCAGUGUAUCAUAUCUAUGUAGAUGAAAUGGAAUCGGUGCGAAUAGUGC